CUUCGUCUGGAACAGGAGCACUACGCCACCAUCCAGUCCCGAAUCCAGUCCAAGGUGCUGAACUGCGAAGGCACAUGGAUCGAUUGGCAGUACCUGCUGACCGCUGCUGAGACCCUGCGCAAGUGUCGUUACACCCUGAAGUACACAUAUCCCUACGCCUACUAUCCGCCCAAGGCGAUGCAACGGCUGGCCCUGUUUGAGUACCAACAGGGCCUACUGGAGGCGGAAGUUGAGGAUCUCUCCUGGAAGAUAGCCCACGCGGAGAUCACCGACAAGGGCGAACUGCUAAACAAAAUGAACAUCUGUGAGAAGCAUAGACAGACCCUGUUGCAAGAGUUUCUCACCAACUAA
Messenger RNA from Dibothriocephalus latus, 351 nucleotides. The record is from the annotation of a GenBank genome assembly. NCBI's taxonomy places the organism in Eukaryota, Metazoa, Platyhelminthes, Cestoda, Diphyllobothriidea, Diphyllobothriidae.